Messenger RNA from Rodentolepis nana, 528 nucleotides. The record is from the annotation of a GenBank genome assembly. Lineage: Eukaryota; Metazoa; Platyhelminthes; Cestoda; Cyclophyllidea; Hymenolepididae.
AUGGACACCAUUCGUCUCACUCUCUUCUUCUUCCGUAACAACCACUCAGCGUUUCAAACCGUCCACAUCCCUGUCGAUAUCUUAGAUCUGCCCAAAGGCCAAGAUGCCGCUGUAGUCGAUCGCACUAUUCCACGCUCUAGAAUUCGAGGCCCACUUGAACUCAACGUAAAAAGUGUCAAGGCUGCAAGCCAAUCUCUCAGCUUAUCAGUAAUUAAUAUUGACUAUAACCCGGAUGAGGAGGAGUGCUACCUUGCCUUCACACGCUCGGAUAUUCAACCGCCCGGGAGUCAGAACAGCCUCGAAUUACAGACGGGUCGGCCACAAGUAACACCCUGGUGGGAAUCGAAUUCGGGUUUAUGGACGCCAAGUCUAGGUCGACCACCCGCUAGUGGACCUGCGAUUGGUGCAAGUCGAAGAUGGCCAAUCUUUGGACAUAUUGUUACAGCCGCCUUCAAUCGGACAGCUGUUGAUCACUUUGAGCAUGAGUGUCGGGAGGCCCUCUUGAAGGGAUAUAGGUUAGACCAUUAA